This is a messenger RNA of Ostrinia furnacalis (Asian corn borer), 1641 nucleotides long. RefSeq names its product juvenile hormone epoxide hydrolase-like. NCBI's taxonomy places the organism in Eukaryota, Metazoa, Arthropoda, Insecta, Lepidoptera, Crambidae. Bases 91 to 1479 code for a protein of 462 amino acids. Gene Ontology annotation, molecular function: epoxide hydrolase activity. The record is from RefSeq and is a predicted model, not a curated record. Gene Ontology annotation, biological process: epoxide metabolic process. The transcript has 9 exons.
UGUAACAGUACAGCUUUAGUACACAAUUCGAUGCCGUGUGGGUCGGCUGUGUACUGAAUAGCAGCAAUUGUGUCCCGUUAUUUUUUAGAAAUGACGAAGCUCCUCAUCAUAUUCGCUCUACUUGGACUAGGAGCUGCAGUGUACUACGUCCUCAACUGCAAUGAGGGUCGCCAGCCUCCUCAGAUGGACCCGGAGGAGUGGUGGGGCCCGAAGGACACGAAGGGACGAGUGGAUAAGACCAUCAAACCCUUUAAAGUCAAGUUUGAGGAACCGAUGAUCCAAGACCUCCGCCAACGUCUGAAGAGCCACCGACCAUUCACACCCCCUCUUGAAGGAGUCGGUUUUGAGUACGGUUUCAACACUGACCAGCUGAACAGUUGGCUGACCUACUGGGCUGACAAGUACAACUUCGCCGAAAGGGAGAAGUUCCUCAACCAAUUCCCUCAGUUCACGACCAACAUCCAGGGUCUGGACAUCCACUUCAUCAGAGUUAAACCUCAGGUGCCAGCAGGAGUGAAGGUGCUUCCGUUACUGCUGGUGCACGGCUGGCCGGGCUCCGUCCGGGAGUUUUACGAGGCCAUCCCAAUGCUGACGAAGCAAAGGCCAGGAUAUGACUUCGUGUUCGAAGUCAUUGUCCCCAGCUUGCCUGGGUACGGGUUCUCGGAUCCUGCAGUCCGCCCAGGCCUUGGUCUUCCGCAAACAGCAGUGAUCUUCAAGAACCUGAUGAACCGCCUCGGACACAAGAAGUUCUAUGUUCAGGGUGGCGAUUGGGGCGCAGGAGUGGCCUCCAGUAUGGCUACACUCUUCCCCGAGGAUAUUCUGGGACACCACUCUAAUAUGUUGAUCGUUCAGAACUCGUGCUCCCAACUGAUGUACUUCUUCGGAUCGAUCUUCCCCUCGUUUGUGGUGGAAUCUCGCCUGGCUGACCGAAUGUACCCCAUCACUGAAUGGUUCGCGUACGCCUUGGAGGAGUUCGGAUACUUCCACCUUCAGGCUACCAAGCCUGACACCAUUGGUGUGGCCCUUACCGAUUCCCCAGCUGGUCUUCUGGCCUACAUCCUGGAGAAGUUCUCCACCUGGACCAAUAGAGAUUUCAAGACGACCAAAGACGGCAACCUUGGCUUCAGGUUCACGAAGGACCAGCUCAUUGACAACCUCAUGCUAUACUGGUCCCCGAAUAAGAUCACGACGUCCAUGAGGUACUACGCUGAGAACAUGAGCAAGAAGAUCAGAGAUAUGGACCUUGACUCAAUCAAAACUCCCGUACCCACUUGGGGAUACCAAGCCAAGUACGAACUGUUUUACCGUUCCCCAAGAAUGCUGCGGACCAAAUACACGAACCUUCUAAACGUCACCGUGACAGAAGAUGGCGGUCAUUUCUUGGCCCUGGAACUGCCUAAAGAACUGACAGAUGACAUAUUCAAAGCUGUCAAAGCAUUCAUGGAAUUCCACAGUAAGAAAGUCAAGACUGAGUUGUAAGUUUUAUUUAAAGGCCUUUUCACAAUAGUUUAUUACCAGGCCUUUUCAAUGCUGUGAAUAAGACAAUUUGUAUAAAUUGAAAUUAAUUUUGAUGAUGCAUUUAGUUAAGAUUGAAAUAGAUUUUUAAGAUUGUUGAUUGUUAAUAAAGUUUUGUACGAUUUU